AUGGGGGGGGAAAGUAUUUCCAGGAGAAGAUCCCGACCGCAAACAUAAACAUAAACAUGGGCUCUGAAAUUGACAAUAAAAGCGCUACAGACGCAAGUUACAUAGAUGAAAGUGUCAGUUUUUCCCACGUUACCGCUGUCGCUACUGGGUGGACGUUGGACUUCAUGUUUGUGAGCCUGUGUCGGCAUUUCAAGGAAGGAAAACAUGAUAAGUUCAAUGAAACGCUUUCCACUUUCGAGGCCAUUUAUCAGUGUUCAUCUCUGAAAGGAAGACUUCAUAAUGAGAAAGCCAUGAUCUGUGCCUUCCUCUCGAGAGUCGUGCACGGAAAGCAAUUGGAUGUCCUGUUUGAAGAGGAUUCCUGUGUGAUGCCUCUGAUGUCCGCAGCCAAAAUAUGGUCAAAGCUAGAGGACACCGUGGCAGACGAAAGCUUGUUCAAAAACAUUACCAUCCUUUUGAUUGUCCAGUCUGUGGCUGUGUGCAUGGAGAAAGGCCAGAGAUCCUCUGCCUCUUCUGCCCUCAAGUGGUUUGAGAAUAACCAUGGAUUCCCACAGAACUUGGGAGUUAAGCUGUCGACAAUAGUGACAAAGAAGGAAACAUACCACCCAUUCCUUAUGAGCUUCACCUUCAGCCGCCUGCUGGAGACAGUACGGUCUUACUUGGAUGCCUACUUGGAGAAGAACCCCUCUGACUACCUUCUCAAGGCAGCUACAAAGACGGUCCAGUCAUCACAGAACAGGGAGGGUUUGGAGGACACGGUGACACGGGACAACGCUCUGUCAGAAACAGCCAACGAAUUAACACUGCAUAGAAAGAAAAAGAAGAAGGCUGCAGGUUUGAGAACAAAACGAAAACUACUGUCAACCAAAAUAACUGAUGUAUGGAAACCUGAUUCAUGCAAGAAGCCUUUAGUCUCUCUCAGGAGAAUGUCCAAGAGCGAGUUGUCUCAGAUGAUAUCUGAGAAGUCAAUGGUCUCCUUCGAGAAGUCAGUGGUCUGCUUUGAGAAGUCAAUGGACUCAGAAAACAAGGACAAAACAAAAAAAAGAAAACCACCUCAGAAAUGGACACCCCAGCUGGACAAAUACCUCAUGGAUGGUGUUAAAUGUCACGGCCAGGGGAAGUGGUCUCGCAUAUUAUUGGAUUAUGACUUUGAAGGACGCAGUGGCACCAUGCUCAAAGACCGCUGGAGAGUUCUACUGAGGGCACAUAAAGUCUGCUGAAAACAUGCAGUGCCUCUCUAACUUGUAUAAUGUAGCAAUUUGGUUGUAAAUAAAAUACUGAUUUAGCUGGUCCACUAAUUUAA
Molecule: messenger RNA, 1300 nt
Organism: Morone saxatilis (striped sea-bass)
Lineage: Eukaryota; Metazoa; Chordata; Actinopteri; Moronidae
Gene: terf1
Product: telomeric repeat binding factor (NIMA-interacting) 1
Exons: 10
Coding region: 57-1217 (386 amino acids)
Biological process (GO): telomere maintenance
Cellular component (GO): chromosome, telomeric region; nucleus
Molecular function (GO): protein homodimerization activity; telomeric repeat DNA binding
Source: RefSeq, a predicted model, not a curated record